This is a messenger RNA of Syzygium oleosum, 1858 nucleotides long. RefSeq lists its product as uncharacterized. The record is from RefSeq and is a predicted model, not a curated record. NCBI's taxonomy places the organism in Eukaryota, Viridiplantae, Streptophyta, Magnoliopsida, Myrtales, Myrtaceae. Bases 299 to 1336 code for a protein of 345 amino acids. The transcript is spliced from 2 exons.
UUCUGCUGCUUCUGCUGCUUCUUCUCCAUCACUCCCCAUUUCCCUUUUACUUUAUUCUGCUUCUUCCCCCACCUCUCUCUCUCUCCUCCAAAGAAAGUCGUCUCUUGCAUCGAAGCCACAACACACGCACUCUCUCUCUCUCUCUCUACAUGCCCUUCAAGCUCUCUUCCACAUUGGGCCAUCACUCUUCUUCAGUUUGUUCUUUCGGUUCCGGUUUCAAGAAGAGGGAAGAAGAAAGCUGGUAAAUUUAGCAGCUCCCGGAGCUCUUCCGACGGUAACUACCAAAGGGUGGUCCAUCAUGGGUUGCGUCUCCUCCAACCUGCUGAGCCACGAUGACGAGUUCUCCCCCCUCGGCACCUCCUCCGCCCUCGGCCACCACAUCGUCUCCCUCACCUCCACCACCUACGGCCUCCUCACCCUCGACCCGCCCCCCUCCGCCGCCGCCGCCACGACUCCGCCGACCCCUCCGCCGCGGUUCACCCUCGGGUCCAUCUUCCCCUCCCCUCUGGCCCUCUCCGACCCCAGGUCCUUCCGCUCCGAAUCCAAGCCCCUGUGGUCCGACCCGACCCGACCCGAGAUCAUCAACUCCUGGGAGCUCAUGGCCGGCCUGGACGCCGAAAGCUUCCGCUUUUCCCCUCUCCCCCAGCCCAGAUUCAAAGACCCUUUUGGCACCGACAAAGAGAAUUCGAACCCUAACUCCGCUUCCCGCGUUAAUUCGUUCAAAUUUCAAAUUCACCCAUCCCCCGUUCCCAAGCUGCCGCCGCCACCGCCGCCGCGAGAUGGUGGCGACAGCGAAGUCCCGAGCCUGCCUGCUGACGUGGCAGCGGUGAAUCCCGCGCUCGACAGGUUUGAGUACCUCUGCCCUCCGAGCGGGGAGGACCGGGUCGUGAUCUACACCACCACUCUGCGAGGGGUGCGGAAGACGUUCGAGGACUGCAAUGCCGUGAGGGCGGCAAUCGAGGGGCUUGGCUUGGCGUUGUGCGAGCGGGAUGUGUCGAUGGACAGCGGGUUCAAGGAGGAGCUGAGGGAGCUGAUGAAGGGGCGGGCGAGGGGGGAGGUCGUGCCGCCGAGGGUCUUCGUGAGGGGUAGGUACUUGGGCGGGGCCGAGGAGGUGAUGAGGAUCGUCGAGGAGGGCGGUCUGGGGGAGCUGCUCGAGGGCUUGCCGAAGAGGAAGGCGGGCGUGUUGUGUGAAGGGUGUGGAGGCGUGCGGUUCUUGCCUUGUUUCCGGUGUAAUGGGAGUUGCAAACUGGUGGUGACUCUGGUGACCGUGAAGGAGGAAGGUGAAGAUGGAGAGAAACCAGAGAGGGUUGUUGUGAUGGUUAGGACUUCAGGCUGAACAGCAUGGGUAGGAUUAACAUGAUCUAAGCAAAGAAUACUUGUAAUUGGAAAUGCUGAUAUUGACAUUGGACACGAUGUUAGACAAUGAUUUAAUGAUAUUCUCGGGCCACUGCAAAUGAUUUUGGUCAUCGAGCUGUGGUAACGCGUAUGAGUUCUGUCAGUUUCUUUGCUAAAUCAUCAUUGCAAUUCGAGUCUGGAAUAAGUCUUGAAAUGAUAUAGCUGCUUCUCGUCUAGGAAAUUAACAUAAGCUAGAAGUAUGGUCUUUUGAAACUGGAUCAGCGUGAGACUUUUGCAAUGAGCCAUCUUUGUAGGCAAAUGAAGAGCCAGUCUUCCAAUCCAGGCUUGUUUAUUGUGAAUGUUAAAGUAUUCUUAUCCCUUGCUCUGUUCAUCUUUCUAUGAGGAGCAUUUUAUACACUUCCAUCUAGGUAAAGCACUUUGGAAGAGAAGCUGAACGAGAUAUGGAUCAUUUUGUCAUUGACGCAACUUUAUAUCUUGUAAAGACGUUUGCAUUUGUGUUCUA